UUGUCAAUUAUGAGUUUUGUAUAAUUUUAAUUGAUUAGUUAUGAUGCGAUUAAUACAAAUUGACCGAAGUCCAAUCGCUUUGUCGCAGCAAUAUUUAUAAUGAAUAAUAAUCGAGGACAUUGUAAUAAAAAAAUUUUUCUUGAUAAUUGCUCGAAGAAUUAAGUUAUUCAGGAAACCAAAUCACAAACACGUUUUUUAUGACAAAUAAGUUCAAGUGUAGAGAAGAUUAAAUUAUAUGUAGACGUAAAACGCAUUUUAAAUUUAUCAUUAUGAAUUGAGUUUUCAUUUAGUUAUCGUUGAGUCUUUUCGCUGGAUGCUUGGGUGAGCCAGUUAGCGAAAGAAAGUAAAGUGAAGUGACUUGUUCAAUCACUAAGAACCGAUAAUUAUAAUUAAAUAAUUAUGAUUAUACAAAUUUCAUCACGCGUCGACAAUAAGCAUUUAACAAAAAUAAUAUUUCGACAAUUAAUUUUUGGUUUCAUACUAUUUAAUUAUGUGGGCGCGAAAGCCAAUGAAUUAGAAAAAUAUUUACCUGCGUAUGCAGUGGCUGUUAAUUCGGAUAUUUUACCGAACUCAACUUGUAAGACUGAGUUAGAAAUAUUACGAGUUGGUAUUGAUCAAAAAAUUUUAUGGAGUUUGAAAGUUUUAGAUGCCAGUGGGGAACCAAAAUCCGGAUUUUUUUACGGCAAUAAUUUUUGGAUAGGUAGUAAAAGCCAAUGCCUUGAUUUGGGAAAUACUAAACCUUUUCAAUUAGAUCCGGAUAUUUUGAAAAAUAAUUCAAAAUAUCGUAACAUCAACGAAGAAUUUCCACCCUAUCAUUUGAAUUAUUUUGUCGCGUUUUUCUAUCAUAACAGCACACUUCAGUAUCAAUUUCGCUUCAAAUAUGAUGAUUUAAUGUCACUUGGGCUUUGUCUCCCGGCCUCGUGUUCAACUGAUGAAUUAGGAAAAAUUUUGACCAAAAUAUUCGAAUCCAGAACUCUUGCGAUCAGCAACUUAUAUUCCGCAGAUUAUCGACUUCAUGAUAUACGAGAUCUCAAAGAUGAUUAUAAGUGGCUUCUUGAUUGGAGGAUCAUUACCACUGGUAUCGUUGUGAUACUGACAAUACUGUUGGUCAUCAUCGGUACUUUCUAUGACUGUACUAUCCACCAAAAACGUUUAAAGUUGUCAGAACUCUCUAAAAACCUAGAAUCUGACUCAACUGAAACUCCAAAAAGUAAAAUUCAACUGAAACUCCUUGAAGAAGUGUUGCUGUGUUUCUCCAUCUACACCAAUUUCAAAAUUAUCUUCAAUACCAAAUCGAACGAGGAUUCAGUGACUUCUAUCAACGGCAUUCGAUUACUCGGAAUGAUAUGGAUUUUUUUACUGCAUGCAGUAGUUUACUCAAAUGAUACGAUCGAUAAUCGAGCAAUAGUGUGGAGAUUAUCUGAAGAGUUAUCAAAUCAAGUUCUAACCAGCAGUAGUUUAGCCGUAGAUACUUACUUUUGUUUGAGCGGCUUUCUAAUCAGCUGGCCAUUCUUCGGUAAAAGAAUGAAUGGGAAUCAUGAAGCGAAAUCGGUUCGUCGAUUCCCAUGGUUUCAUUAUUUUGGUCUCAUUUUUAAAAGAAUUGUAAGACUCGCUCCCGUAUAUUUGGUAAUAAUUGGAAUAGCUGAGAUUGUUUUUGGGUGGUUCAAAAUAAAUUCAUCUUAUAUAUCUACAGAAGACCCACAUUAUUAUUGUCACGAUAACUGGUGGAGAAAUUUGCUCUUCAUAAAUAAUUUUUUCAAUUGGCAUGAAGCAUGUCUCACCUGGAGUUGGUAUGUAGCAAAUGACAUGCAAUUUUACAUCAUCGGAACUUUUUUAAUACUCUUAUCUGACAUAUAUUUUUACACAUCUGGAAUUUUAUUGUUAACUUUGCUAAUAGUUCCAGCCAUAAUCAGUGGCUUUAUUUCUUAUUCGUACGGAUACAUAACUACGAUAGACCAAAUGUGGGCCAUUAUGGAAGUCGUAUACACUCCGCCUUGGAUGCGAAUUGGUCCAUAUUUGGUUGGAAUGAUUACAGGAUAUAUUCUAAGAAGAAUGAAGGGUAAAUUAAAUGUUGGUCGAAAAACGUUAUGUUUACUUUGGAUAGUCGGAAGUCUGUGUAAUAUUUCUCCACUCUUUGGUCUUUACGGCAAAAGUCUCUCAGCAGCUAGUGCUGGAAUAUAUGUUGCUUUUAGCAGGAUUGCAUGGGGUAUUGGGAUCUCUUGGAUUUUGGUUGCCUGCUAUACAAACAAUGGCGGAUUUGUAAACAAAAUCUUGUCACUAAAAAUCUGGAUUCCGCUAUGCAAACUUACAUACUGUGGAUACUUACUGAAUCCUUUGAUCACUAUGUCAAUGGUUAUGCUAUCAGAAGCAUCGGUACACAUAGUUUUGAUACCGUUCUUAAUGAACUUCUUGGGAUUAACAGUUUUUUCUUUCGUGUGUGCAUUUUUCAUGUCAGUACUAUUUGAAAUUCCAUAUAUGUUACUAUUUCAGACGUUUCUACAGCCACGAAAUCGAAAUAGAGAAUAAUAAUUGUUCUUCAUUGGAUGACACUCGAUACUGAAAAAAAAAAAAUCUUUCGUAAUUUAAUUUAAUUAUUACUUUUUAAUCUUCAUAUUUGAAUAAAAUCGAAUAAAUAACUUAUUAUAUUAAUAGAAAAAAAAU
Microplitis demolitor is the source of this 2661-nucleotide messenger RNA. Its product is annotated as nose resistant to fluoxetine protein 6. Gene Ontology annotation, molecular function: acyltransferase activity, transferring groups other than amino-acyl groups. Lineage: Eukaryota; Metazoa; Arthropoda; Insecta; Hymenoptera; Braconidae. The transcript has 12 exons. Bases 400 to 2526 code for a protein of 708 amino acids. The record is from RefSeq and is a predicted model, not a curated record.